Messenger RNA from Owenia fusiformis, 2371 nucleotides. The record is from the annotation of a GenBank genome assembly. NCBI's taxonomy places the organism in Eukaryota, Metazoa, Annelida, Polychaeta, Sabellida, Oweniidae.
AUGUGCAGAAGAUGCACUGAUCGAAGUCUUCAUAGAAUAGAUUCUAGUCUUAGUCAAGAUAAGAUGUCGGCAUCAAAGUUGAAAGAGUUAGAGCGAGCCUUGAAGAAUGGAGAACUUAAUGCUGAUGAGCAAAGGAAGAUCAAAGAACUUCUGCAAGGAAGGGAAAAGAAAGAUGAAAAGGUUGACUUUCUUUAUAAGAACAGUCGUACAGACAAUGAAGAAUACUUACUGGGAAAACGCAUUGACAAAUACUACAAGGAUGAGGAUGAGCAACAAAAUGAACCAAAAAAUGACAGUGUAGCUAUUGGGGCACUAUUCCAAGAUGACAACCUUGCUGGGAGAGCUAAGAUUGACAUGGGGGUGAAGAUGAGGGAGGACCCUCUCUAUGCAAUCAGGGAAAGAGAAGCAGAUGCAAGACGCAAAUUGUUGAAUAACCCGGUGAAAAUGAAGCAACUUCAAAAAGUGAUUGAAGAGAAAAAAUCCAAAGAGAAAAAACACAAGAAGAAAAAGAAGAAAUCGGGAAAGGAUGAGGAUGAUGAACUAUUAAACAAAUACCUUGCAUUGAUGGGAAAAUCAAAAAAACAGAAGUCUGAGUCAAGUGAUGAGGAUGAAGUUGAGCAUAGAAAACAUGACAAGAAGCAUAAACACAAAAUCAAAGACUCAAAAAGAAAUAAGGAGCAGAGUGAACUCAUUGAAUAUGAAAGUAAACAUGGAAAUCAGCAUUCUAAACAUGAAUAUUCUCAAUCUAGAAGAAAUAGAUCACCAGAUUCUCUUAGACAUAAAAGGCGCAAUAGCCCAGAUAUUAGGAGAAAAAGACAUGAUUCAUCGAGCCCUGAUAAUAGACGAAAAAUGCAAAAAAGCCCAGAAAAAAGGAGUAAAAGACAUGAUUCAUCUAGCCCUGAUAAUAGACGUAAAAGACACAAUAGCCCAGACAUUAGGAGAAAAAGACAUGAUUCGUCUAGCCCUGAUAGCAGACGUAAAAGACACAAUAGUCCAGAAAAAAGGAGAAAAAGACGUGAUUCAUCUAGCCCUGAUAAUAGAAGAAAAAGACACAAUAGCCCAGACAUUAGGAGAAAAAGACAUGAUUCAUCUAGCCCUGAUAGCAGACGUAAAAGACACAAUAGUCCAGACCUUAGGAGAAAAAGACAUGAUUCAUCUAGCCCUGAUAAUAGACGUGAAAGACACAAUAGCCCAGACAUUAGGAGAAAAAGACAUGAUUCAUCUAGCCCUGAUAGCAGACGUAAAAGACACAAUAGUCCAGAAAAAAGGAGAAAAAGACGUGAUUCAUCUAGCCCUGAUAAUAGACAUAAAAGAUCUUUAAGCACAGAUUUAAAAAGACAAAGACAUGAUUCUUCAAGCCCUGAUAAUAGGCUAAAAAGACGCAAUAAUUCUGAUUUGAGAUUAAAGAAACACAAUUUGUCAAGUCCUAAUAUAAAGAAAACAAGACAUGAUUCAUCAAGUCCAGAAAGAAACCCAACUGUCCAUCAAGAUUCAAGUGAUAGUGAUAGCAGUAGUGAGGAUGAGAGGGAGCAGACACAAGAUAAACCCAAGCUGCAGUAUGGCCUUAUUGGUGGGAAAAAGAGAUCACCUGGUACGGCUGCCCCAGUUUACAAACCUGUAAAGAAGGUGGAACCAGAACCUGCCAAAAAAGCUGUUCAAAAGCGCAAAUUGACAGAAGCAGAAAAAGAAGAGAAAUUGCGUGAAAUGAUGGAUAAUGCCAAAUGGCGAGAUGACCAGCGAGCGGAGAAUGUGAAACGCUAUCGUGAAGAAGACUCUAAAGAAGAAGAUGAUCUCUCCACCAGAACCCAAUCAGCUGCUGAUUUUGUCAAGCCUUUGAUGGCAAGCCAUGCAUCACAAAGCUCUGUUGAGGACCGGAUCAAAAGAAAUAUUUACAAUGUCCAGAAAUCCAAGUCAUCGUCGGGCAGUGUGUGGAGAAAAUGAGCAAUUAAAGGAAUAUAAUCCGAGUACACCAUCAGACAGUGUGUUGGCGAGCCAUAAAACUGUUUGACUAUUACAGAUAAUUGUACAUUUUGGAUACUGAUCACAUUGAUCUCAAAUGCAAUAUGGACAUGGAUUUAUAUGUGGAAUGAAUAUUAGUAGACAGAAAUGUAUUUUUUAUGAUCUUACUUUACAUUCUGAUUGGAUAUGAACAAGAUUGAAGAAUUAAUGUCGCGUGUAAAUAUGAGACAAAGUGGAGAUAUUAGAAGUGUACAUUUUUUAUAUAGUUGAAAUAUACUGUUGAGCAGGAUAUUUUUGUGUAAGAGAAUAUCUGACAGAUCCAAUUCCUAUUUACACUUCACAUGUUCUCAAAUAUAGCAUAAUUGUUUUUUAAUUGGUCCAUAAAUUAUAUACUGUAUUUGUCUUUAAUUUG